Gigantopelta aegis is the source of this 3096-nucleotide messenger RNA. RefSeq names its product monocarboxylate transporter 6-like. NCBI's taxonomy places the organism in Eukaryota, Metazoa, Mollusca, Gastropoda, Neomphalida, Peltospiridae. Gene Ontology annotation, biological process: transmembrane transport. The record is from RefSeq and is a predicted model, not a curated record. Gene Ontology annotation, molecular function: monocarboxylic acid transmembrane transporter activity. The transcript is spliced from 6 exons. The coding region runs from base 97 to 1890 and encodes 597 amino acids.
UGCUUCUUAGUGACAGAGGAAUUUUCGACUCAUGUUCUUGCACUAAUUAUAACUACCUGUACUUCAACGUAGUUAAAAGAGGGUAUAAAAGUCGCCAUGCUAUUAUUUGGGAACGACCACAACAUAACAAUGCCUUCUGAACAUGUGCUACAAAAGAUACCAGAACGGGACUCUGCCGGAGUCUACAGUAAAGUUGAAAAUCGAGAUAUGACAGAUAUUCAGCAGUCUCGUUCAAGUGCAGAAAGGGGAAAUAUAUCCAGGGAACUAAACCCCCGUACCUCUACUGGUCUUGUCCUAGUAUCAGGAACAGGGGUCAAGGGGACAAAGACACAGACACGAAUUCAGAAUCAGACUGCUGAAGUUACGAACGGUUCUGACAAUCCAGGUUUUGAUGGCAAUGGUGAUGUUUUUCACGUCACCGCUGACAUUGUACCUGUUACAGUUGACGUUUUACCUGUUACGGGUGACAGUGGGGUAACGUGGACUGAUGGCAAGAAGCUCGGUGGAACUGAAAAUCCGAACUUCGACAGCAGCUCAGUGGUUUUACAAAACAGCAUCCCUGAAACGGAGGGAGGAUCUUCUGAAAAGAAAAAAGCUGAAAAAGAUAACAGUGGAUCGCGAAUCACACUGGCUCAGUGGAUGGUGUUGGCGUCAGGCUGCUACAACGGCUUCGUCGUGCUCGGUCUGCCCUUCUCUCUGAACGUGCUCUACGUCGAGCUCAUCAGCUACUACAACGCCAGUAGGACAGAGGUGGUGUUUGUGCAGUCAAUUUGUGUAGGGCUUUUGUAUGGAGGAGGAAUAUUAGUUGGGGUUAUCUCCAAGUUGAUCGGCAUCCGGACAACGCUGUUCGUGGGAAGUAUCCUGGCUUCAGCCGGGCUCUUUGCGUCAUGGUUUGCGACAAGCCCUUAUUACGUCAUCAUAAGUGUGGGUGUCGUCACAGGCUUUGGAAGUUGUAUGGGAUUUGUUCCUCUGCUGGCUGUGGUGGCAUCCAACUUUCAAACGAGAUCCAGCCUCGCCAUCGCCACCAUCAUGACUUCCGGAGGAGUUGGUUCGUUGGUUCUACCAAAACUAUUUGCGUACCUAGUCGAGAUUUUUAGCUGGAAAGGAGCCAUGUUAAUUAUGUGCGCAUUUUACCUCAACUGUACCGUCUGCAGUCUUAUCGUGACGUCACCGGUCAUCUCCUCGAUUCCAGCCAUCAACAAAGACGUCGACUCUGCGCAAGAGCGGAAGUCGUCGUCGUGGCGUGUACUGUUGAAUCCGCUGUACUGUACGUACAUCUUGACAUCCAUGAUUGCUUUUGGGUCCAUGAACGGAGUGACCUUCACCUUGGUGGAUUUUGGAAAAAGUAAAGGACUGACUCAAGACAACGGCAUCAACUUGCUACUGGCUCUCAACGGCUCCAACACCGUGACCAGGUUUCUCACCGGCCUCUUCAAGAUGAUCCCGCGACUGCACACCUUCCACAUCUUCAUCAUCGCCGUCGUCACGGCGGCCACGUCGGUGAUCACCCUCAGCUACGUCGGUGGUUUCCCCGUCCUGCUCGUGCUGUGCGUCCUGUUCGGUUUCGGCCUCGGGAUUCUGAUCUCCAUAUUUCCUGUUGGUGUCUACGAGCUGUCUGGUGAGAAGAUGUAUCCGCUCGCUCUCGGGAUCGGCACGACGGCCAAUGGAAUGGCCAACAUCCUGUCCGGAACUACUGUCGGUAUACUAUACGAGCUGACAGGGUCCUACCAGCUUCCGUAUAGAAUUUUCUGCGGGACAGCUCUUUCCGCCGCGUGUCUUUUGCUGCUGGUCUACAUUGUCGCGGCCCGGAAGAGCUCGCAGACGUUUCACCUUCCUCAGCUACGAGAAGAAAAAGACCCAAUAGGAUGGCAGAGAUUUAUGUAUCUAUAGUCAAACUUAGAAGCAGUGUCCUCUUAUUACCGGUGUAUGUGGGGUGGGGUGGGGUGGGUGGGAGGUGGGGGUUCGUGUGAGGUCUCACUACACAGUUCACUUCCGGGUGAAAGUUCAUUGAUGACCACUAUAGUUCCUAAUUGUGACACAUGUUGUGGUUCAGGUAUUCACUGCUAGUAAUUGGGGAAGAAUUAAAACAAUUUGUAUUUUUUCAAUGGUACGCUUUCUGGAUGGAUUUUGCCCAUGUUAUUUUGUCUAAUAUUGUGCAUUGACAUUUUGGGACAUGGGUGUAUAGUGGAAGAGUUGGCAGGUGUGAAUGGAUUCCAGAACGACCUAUUCGAACCGAUACUACAGUCAGAUGCGGUCAUAUAGCAAAAUACUCAGACGGAAAUGUUCUCAGUUUUGGAGUGAAAAUAAAUGCCCAUAUAUUAAACAUUAUGUUAGCAAUGGUGUAUGUUAUUAGUACCAACGAGAACCCGUUCUAUUGACAGUGUUCAUUUGAAGUUGGGCAAUUUAACAUGGAUUUCAAUGGCAGAUGACAGAUCUGUGUAGUGAGACCUGAGAUUUGUAUUGAUCUUUGUGGUUGUUUCCUAAUGCUUGGCACACACCUACCGAUUAACGCCGACUCGACAGUCACGUCAGCGUUAAUUCGGUAGGUGUGUGCAAGGCAGAGUACUGAAUACUCUUCCGUUUGAGAAACAGACGGACAUUUUGACUUUUAUGAUCGCUCUCUCAGCUUUCUCUCUCUCUCUCUCUCUAAUACUCUAUUAUAAAAUUUUCUGCGGGACAGCUCUUUUCGCCGCGUGUUGAUUGCUGCAGGUCUACAUUGUUGUGGCCUGGAUGAUCUCGCAGACGAUCCGCCUUCCAUCGUCUUAAUUUGGCAUGUUAAUGUUUCACUGCUUUUGGUCUUAAACCAUUCCGAUAUAAACUUUAGUAGACCGUUUUUCGCAGCCAAUAUACCCCCACCUGAUACGAAAUAUGUACGUUAGUCGCUAGCGAUUCACAGCUCCUACGAAGCUAAUCACGACACUCAUGACAACUGUCGAUCAUGCCCCCCCCCCCCAAUGUCCCCCCCCCCCCCCCCGAACCCCAAGUUAUGAAUAGCCUGGAUACAGUCUAAUUCGGGAAAGGGACGUUACUCUUCGCGCACAUGCGCAAUGGGAAUGAGAAAUACCUCUAUAUAAGUGAAAUAAAUAGUGUUUAUUA